Contarinia nasturtii (swede midge) is the source of this 9945-nucleotide messenger RNA. It is a transcript of the gene Eip93F, whose product is annotated as mushroom body large-type Kenyon cell-specific protein 1. Gene Ontology annotation, cellular component: nucleus. The transcript has 9 exons. Gene Ontology annotation, molecular function: DNA binding. Lineage: Eukaryota; Metazoa; Arthropoda; Insecta; Diptera; Cecidomyiidae. Gene Ontology annotation, biological process: regulation of transcription by RNA polymerase II. The record is from RefSeq and is a predicted model, not a curated record. Bases 1485 to 4943 code for a protein of 1152 amino acids.
CGACUCAGUAUCAAACAGUGAAAAGUUUUUGUCGAUUAAUUUUUUUCCAACGCCAAUCAAAUUGUGUAUUAAAAGCUAUCUAUUAAACUAAUAAAGUAAAAAAAAUCGAAAAUAGACACGUUUCGUUCGCCGAUGACACAACAAUCAUCAACUGUGCAAAUUUAAUGUAAAGAUAUGUGAAGAAAUCAUAAAGAAAAUUUGUCAGUGACUAUAAAUCAAGAAAAAUAUCAACAAAUAGUACAAAUUAUUCGCAUUUGAUGAACGUUUGAACUAAUUACGCCUGAAAACAAUUUGAAUGCCGUUGAUUAAGUGGAAUUUUCUUUUACUUGUUUGUGUGACAUGUGAUUAGAACGGGGGAGAAAAAAAUAAGCAAAAGAGAGAGAAAGACGAAAACGAAAGAAAACAAAAAUUCAAUACUCCGCAGUGUGCAAUUACUAUUUAUCAAACAAACAGAACAAAAUCGAAAUCAAUCUACUUGAGCUUAAGAAACUGUGGACUAUGUUAAUUUCAAUAUUUUUAACGGUUUCAUUUUCUCUGUUAAAUAUCAUCGUCGUAUAAAUUAAAAGUUCAAUAAAUAAAAAAAAUGUUUUUGGCGGGUAAUGUCCAUUUCGUGGAGUCAAUAAAUGUAUAUGUAUAUUUGUAAAAUGUUGAAAUAAUUCUUUUGAUAAUUUGGAAAAUACAACCCCUUGGGUAGGGUACUCAGAACGCAGAUUGUUUUUGUUGUUUUUUUUUUCUAAUUUUCGUUUUGGAAAUGCAAACGAAUGCUUUUAUGUGGACAAACUUUGUUUAAAGACCAAAUUGUGGAAGUCAAAGAAAAAAAAAUAAGUUUUAUCACAGUUGCUGUUAAAAAUCACAGUUAGUACAAUAAAAUCACUCCGAAAAUCAAAACUAUAAACUUAACAAAUUAUCAAGUGUUGCGAGUCAAAAAAUAAGCUUUCGAAAAAAAAAAACUCAGAAAUGGAGAGAAAAAGGCGACUGUAGCAGAGAGAGCGAGAGAUAUAUAGAAAAAAAAUGUUUUUUUACACAUUUCUUAAGUGACGUUCGACGAUUCAGAUUUUUUUAGAGGUUAAGUGAUAAGAUAAAAAAACGGAACAGCAGAAAUGGCACAGAAAAUAAACCAUUGAACCACUGUGUACCAUGUGCCACUUUACGAUUUUUAGUUUGUGAUAUAGACGAAAACUCAAACUAUACACCACGAAGAAAUUGUCGUAAGAACAUUAACAGUAUAACAACAAAUAUUGUGUGUGUGAAAUGCACAUGUGAAAGUUAUCGCAAAUGUUUGUGCCAUUACUUGUUGCGUCACACAAUGCUGUGACAAAGAAGAUAAUCGAAGUGAAGAAAUUUAAAUUUACCGUGAAUUUUGAUGUUGCAUUUGAUACGAUUUUAACGAGUUUUUAUUCAGUAAAUAAAUUCAAAUUGUGUGGUGAACAAAUUAUUAAUCAAAUCGAACAUAAACAAAUCAAUUGCUUGAAAAUCGGAAAAACAUGGCGGAUUGCUCCUAUGCGCGUUGCGUUCAAGAAAGACGAUUUAUAAAGCGAGAACUACAAAAAUGGAAUAAAGAUAUGGUACACAUUGUGGGUUUAGAACGAAUUGCUGAAGAAUUGAUGGGUCGCAGGAAAUGGAAACUAUAUCAAGAAGUACUUGUGCGUUCCCAUUCGAAUUCAACAGUCAAUCAAAUCAACAAUAUUACCGAAACCGUUUUACGAAAUAAAAGUUUUCUGAUAGACGUGCAUUGCAACAACGGCGAAGGGAAUUCGUCAUCGCUUCAAGAAAAUACACAAAACUCAUCACGUGCCGACAACGUCAGCCAGCAACAGCAACAAGAACUACAGAAUUUGAAACAGUGCACCAUUCCACAAGAAAAAUUAGAAAACGCUACUGGAACAGUAACGAGCAACAAAGAUAAUACAGAUAGUAAAUUGAACAUAGAACAAAGUUCCGAAAUCGGAGAUUUUUCGUUAAAAACUAACAAAAACGUAGCCGAUAAAUCACAUAAUAACAAUAGUAUUAGUGACGAAGCAGACGAUCGAGAGAAAUUGCAAACGCCCAUCGAUUGGAAGCCACAAGAAAAUUGUUACUUUUGUGUAGACGGAAAAUUACUCACCGUGAACGACAAAGGAGACUUAGUGGCAGAGUCGGGUUCGGUGCAUACCGAACCAGAACUCGCCAACAGAACGAUAAUAGAGUCAGAUUCUGACUCUAGUGUUUGUUCUGAGCAAGAAAUUUCAAAUUACAACACACCAUUGAAUAAGAUAAACAAACAAACGCCAUCCGUAGCCGAUCUGUUACGUAAUUCUUUAUUACAACAGAAUAUGACUUCCUUCGAAUCGAUGACAGCACAGUUAGCAACCAUCGCAUCGCUUAAUGGACUAUCACCGCUAUAUCCAGGGUUAAUCUAUAAUCCGUUUAUGCAUCAAAUGCAUUCGAACGCGACGACAACGACGGAAUCAACGUCGGCUGAAAGUCCAGGUGCAAAGCCAUCACCGAGUCCAGUUGAUCUGAAUACUGAACAGCCGCUUGAUCUAAGCGCGAAGCCAUCAACAACGCCAACACUUUCAAAUGAUCCGAAACAAGUUUUCAGAGCAAAACCACGUCUGUCAACUGUGGCCGGUCGAAAAACGUACACUGAAGAUGAGUUACAAAAUGCCCUUGAAGCGAUUCUCAGUGGAAAACUUGGCACACGAAGAGCUGCUGUACUUUAUGGUAUACCGAGAUCGACUUUACGAAACAAAGUCUAUAAAUUGGCUAUGGAGCAAAAACGGGAAGCAAAUCUGCUAAAUCAAGCCUCUGUUUUAGAUGACCUUGACGAUGACGACGAUAAGGAAUUGUCUGGUGGCGAAGAAGACAAACUGAAAGAUGAUUUAAUGCUCACACCCGAAGAAAUGAUUCGACUGUCAUCAUCUCGUGCAUCGUCGGCGGCGGCCAAUCUACAAAAAAUAUUCGAGAACAACAGCCCGAAAUCGGCGGAAAGUGUGGCAACGGCGCCUACCCCGCAUCAGAUGCAAUCGAACAAAUCGCAAACAUCCACGUCAACAACUUCCUCACCGCCUCUGGUCAAUAAUCCAUGGCUUAGCCCGGAUGUAUUUUCCAAUUUGCUGUUGGCCACCGGUUUAAUGCAGCAAAAGUAUGACGAUCCAGCAUUCCAAGAGAUAUUGCGCAGUUUAUUGAUGCGACAACAGGAAUUGAUGAAGCUUAAUACAGCGAAUCAAGCGACAUCACCAUCAAAGGCAACAACGGCCGAUCAUUUGAACAAUGGUAAGCCAACGGAUUCCAGAAAUCUAAUGCACAACAUUUCAUUGCUUCAGCAACAACAAAAUAGACUGAUCAAGUCCGAAACACCAGACACAGUGCCGACAUUAGAUUUGAAUAAUGCCGAUGAAGCGGCUGCACUUCUAAAAAUUCCGUCCUACAAAUUACUGGCUGGUUCAUCGUCAUCAACCAGUGGCAAAAAUGGUGAUAAUAUAAACGAUUCAACACCACAAACCACACCGCCAUUACAUUCGCGCAGUCCUCAGGCGCAUCUAUCCGCUGACAUUUCACCGCCAGUCAAUCGACAAAACAAUGAUUCUCAAUCACCGCCGAUACCUGGCAUUGGCAGCAAAGGGAUGUUCUCGUUGCGCGAUGUAAUUGCCAAAAGUAUCAAUCGAACAUUUAGUCAACAGAAUGCGGAAACAAUGAAUAAGCCUUCCAUGGAUAAUCUAGAAUACAAGCGGCCAAGCAUAUCGGUCAUUCGGAAUUUGGGCGGAACCGAUAUAACAAAAUUUGCCACCAAUCCAAAUAUGAUAACAUCGAUGCAUUCACAUUCGCACCCACAUCCCAAUAACUCCAGUUCGCCAUCAAAUUUAAAUAAUAGCGGAAAAGGUACACGGCCCAAACGUGGAAAAUAUCGCAAUUAUGAUCGUGACAGUUUGGUUGAAGCAGUUAAAGCUGUUCAACGUGGUGAAAUGUCGGUUCAUCGAGCCGGCAGCUAUUACGGUGUACCGCACUCAACGCUAGAAUAUAAAGUCAAAGAGAGACAUUUAAUGCGACCGCGAAAGCGUGAACCAAAACCACAACCAUUGGACAGCAGUGGUGGCAGCACAUCAUCGAUAUCAUCGGUAAAAAGCCAUGAUUUGGCCGGUACGGUUAGCGCAAGUAUGCGUGGUCUGGACAAAGCAUCAAAAUCAACAAUGCAAACAACAAAAACACCGAUGAAAACGCCACCAUUUCCGGCCGCAUCAGAAAAUGGCUUAAAAAUGGGUUUAUUUGAUCCGUCACAAUUACAAUAUCCACCUCAAUUAUUUUGGCCGCAUGCACCUGGCUUUGGAGGUUUACCGAUCGAUUUUCCUCAACGAACGUCCGGUGCAAGUGCAGCCGCAUUUGGCGGCAAUGCCGAAAGCUAUUUUGCAACACAAAUGAUGCGCUUCCAAGAAGAUGCAUUACGUUCAAAUGCCAACAAUUCCAAUAGUAAAUCGGAAAGCGAUUUAGCUAAAUUGAAUAAAAAAUGCAAAAACGAACGUGAAUUAACGCUAGAAAAUCUGUACGAAAGCGGUGCGAAUGGUUCAUUUUUGGAUGGUAUCAUUCGUCAUAGCUUAGAUAGAAAAUCCGAAUCGAUUCCACAUGGUGCACUUUUAGAUCAAUUAGUCAAAAAUAAUCGACAGUCGGUAUGCGGCGAUACAGAAAAUAAUACCAACAACAGUAAUAAUAAGCGUGCGGCAAGCCCAUUUAGUUUUGUACAUCAGGCAAUCAAACGGGAACGAACGGGAUCAUCGUCGGGUGACACAGAUCGUGAAUCUGUUGAACGUGACAUUUCAAAGGAAUCGGUUGAAACAUUGCUGAAAUUCCGUGACAAUCUCACCCUGCGCAUGGAUGAGAAAAAUCUCAAAGACUCAGCAGAAGAUUUGAACGGGAUAUCAUUAGACAACAAGAGUGUUCGUAACACAGAUGCCGACGACAGUUCAUAGAAAUUAAGAGCAAAAAAGUGAAAUUAAUUUUUAUGCAUUUUCGUAUACUCAAUGUUAAAAAUGAAAUUUUAUGACAAGACAAACAAACAAAACAAAUGAGAAGAACGCAAGUAAGAAGAAAAGCGCGACAUGAAUUAUUAAUUGAUUAAAGAUGCGAUGCAAAGCAGUCAAAUGAGAAGAAAAAACAAACAAACAGAAUUAGAAAUUAUUAUGAUCGUUUUGUAGCGUAAUGAAAAGUGCGUAGGGUAAAAUCGAAACAAACACAUUAGACACACUUAUAUAUUUGGCAUAUACAUAAUCGCAAACUGUUUUUUCUAUUGUGCAUGUAUGUGUGCGCGCGCAUAAAUGUUGCACCACUAAAAAGAAACGUUUAUUAACAAUUAGGAUGAACAACACGAAAAACAAAACGAUAACAAUAAAACAAAACAAAAAAUGAAGAAAGAAUGAAGAAAAAAGAAGGGAGGAAAACAACAAUUUUAUCAUUUAUAUAGUAUUUAUAUAGCUAUCUACAUAAAAUGAUUAUAUUAUCUUUUUUAUACAAAUAUAUAUAUCUUUCGUUUGACAAUCGACCUAUAGGCUCCUGUACAAACCAAAAAAAAGAAGAAUUUCCAGUGAAACUAACAAGAACAACAACAACUACUACAUAAAAAAAUCUCUUAUAGCGGGAAUUUAACAAGAAGUGACUAAAAGUCAAAUGAAAAUAAAUGGGAAGAAAAAAAAACCGAAGAGAGAAAAGAGGAAUAAUUACGCGGAAACCAGUUAUAAAGCAAAAAAAAACUUGAUGCCAUUUUUUUCGUUCACAAUUCCAAUUUCCACACAUGAAUUAAGUGAUAUUUCAAUUUUAAACAAUCCAAAGCCAUGCGCAUGCAAUGGACUGAGAAUUAGAGCUUUUCGUAAUUUGUGUUUGAAUGAAGAAAGACCUCGUUUCGUCGUUCAUUCAUCAAAUGUAGAUCAUCCAUUUCAAAUGAUCCAUUUGAAAACACAUUGAUUGGUAUUUGUAGUAACAAAACAAAAAAUGGCAGGUGACUCACAUUUAGAAGUUGCAAUAUUUUGCCAGAGAGCUCCUUCUAACACAAUUCAAACCAAUUGAAAAAGUCCACCACAUCAAAACAGCUUAACCGAAAUAAUAAUCAUAAUAAUAGAACAAUCAUCGCCGUCACAUGAAGCUAAAAAUAAAAGAUAUCAAACAAAAGUCUAUCAGUGAUCACCAAUACACACACAAUGUUCAACCGAAUCGCAAUAUCAACAAUAAAAACAAAAAUAAAACCCCUGCCACAUUCCCGUCACUUCUUCAAAAAAGACUUUUCAUUCCCCCAUUAAUACUGUAAUAUUUUCAUGUGAUUUUUCUUUCGUUAAAAAAAUAAAUUUGUAUCCACUUCAGAAAAUUCUCUAAAAUCUUGAUUAAAUGAUAACAAACAAAAAAAAAUUAUAUAUUAGAUAUUGAAUGUCUAUUUUAUAUCAGGCACAUUGACCAAACCAAAAGAGAAGAAAAAAAAAUCAUUAUGGAGAUAUGAACAGUUGGAAAUAAACCGAUUGAAAUUUGUAUGCGAAAUAUAUAGUUUGUUAUAGUUAACGAACAAACUUUGCUGCAACAUUCUGAUUUCAAUAUUCAGAUAAUUUCAAGCUGUCAAAUCAAGCGGCGACAAAGUAUAUUUAAACACACAUACACAAAAACAUACAGGUUUAAUUAUGGAAUCAAAACAAAUGAAGAAUAAUUAACACACACUCACACACAUACAAACAAAAAAAAAUCAUAUACUUUUUUGGCUAUGAGAUUUAUAACGUUUCUAUACAAACGAAACCAAAUCAAAUUAAUCGUAAAAUCAAAGACUUAAUUGUAUUUAAAUAUGGGACUGGUUGCUCCAACGUGUGUUUUGAAUGCCUACCGCCAGAUACGAUGACAUCGGACAAAAUUUAUGCUAAAAAUUACUAUUUUUUUAGUACAAAAACACAUCUCUCUCGGUACCACAUCUAUCGGUCGUCUUCAAAAUAUUCAUAAUAUGCAUGCAUAAAACACACCGGCGAGUAAUUUUGAAAGAAAAGAAAAAAAAAACAAUGAAGUGUCUAUCAAAUCAAAUCGUGAAUAAAUAUGUUAUGUGAGGAAAAUGAAUCAUUAUAUAUGUAAAACUAAACUAUGUAUUGAAUGAAAAUUAAGCAAAAUUAACGAUUUACACACAACCACAAAAUUUAUAUCAUUAUACAAUUAUAUGACUAUAUACUUCGGUGUUUCAAAAUUAUUGUAUUAAUGGAUGAGUAAACGACAAAAAAAAACAUUUGUAUUAGGAAGCAUUCCAUAUAUGCAUAUAAAAUGUGUAGUAUUUUAACAAGUUAUAAUCGUUUGAUGUUUAUAAAAGUGAGAAAAAAACCCACACAGAAACCCUAAAUUUUAAGAAAAUAUGAAAGCCGGUUGCGAAACUACUUUUGACAUUCGAAUCACAUACCGCGACCAGCUUUAACCAUACUUUUCACAGCGAAACGACACGAGAUCCGCAUCAUUUAACAGAGCAAUGCACUCAUGAGGCUGGCACUUUUUUUUCCGCUGUUGUUGUUCUGUGCGUGAUCAAAAAUCCAAACAAAACCACCAUAAUUGAAUGACAGAAAAAAAAACAAUCAUAAUUGUAAUGAUUCCACGAGUCACAUAAAUGCAUUGAACUGUCAAACGUUGCUCAUUCGCAAACCAUAAAACAUACCAUAUUCGUUUCAAAGAAGAAGAAAAAAACCGAAAUGUCCAUCGACUGAAAAGUACGGUUUAACAUUAAUUUUUGCUAUAAACAUUUUUUCCACUGGGCGACAAGUCUAGACCAUCAACAAAAAAAAAAAUCAUAAUAUUAUAUACUGUGUAUUAAAUAUAAUACUACAUAAUAUAUGUGUGUGUCUUCACGUUGCGUAUACCUCAAUGAAAACAAAACAAAAAAAAAAUAAAAAUAAAAAAAUAAUCAUAGAUAUUUCUUAUUUCGGUGUAAUGAUCAAAACAUCCUUAAUGGUUCGAUACUUUCGAUUUUGGAACCGAAUAUUUUGCCACCGCGUGGUUAUAGUUUAUUAUUAUUGAAUGGAAAACAAAAUAUAUACAAUUAUACGGGGACAAAAGCACACAUACACAAAAAUCAAAUGUGUGAAACCAUUUUUGGAACAAAAAUAAAAUGCGGAUAAUAUAAGGGAAUAAUUUGGAAAAUCAAUGCGAUUGUUUCAGAAUGUAUUCGAUUCAUUUAGUCUAUAAUAUAUAAAAAAAGAGUCUUCAAACGAUUGAAGCAAAUCACAAUCGUGUGCCUAUCAUAUCAAAAUCGAUUGGUUUGUUUUUUUUUAUUGGGUCCUUGUAUACACCGAUUCGAUUAUUCUUUCGACCAUCCGAGAUAGAUAUUGUCAAUCCAUUUGUUUAUUCUUGUAACCAGAAAUCGCAUUUGACACAAAAAAAAUCGAUCAAAAAUUCAAUUUUGACAACAGAAAAACUCACAUCAAACUCUUUAGAUCAUCGUUAAUUAUUGCUAUUCAUUCAACCAACAAAACACAUUCACAUUUCAUUUUCUGCAUUCCAAAACAGUCCAAAACAAGAGUUAAACCAUGUUGUUUAUUGUAGAAUUCAAAUUGGAACAUAAGAAGGGUUAUUGGUCAUGUAAAAUCCUGAAUAUUUCUGUCGAACGAUGUCUUUUUAUUGAUAGAUUAUUGAGCGAUUAGAACCGAUAAUGAUGUCUUUUAAUAUUUGAGCAAUGUUACUACUCAAUACUACUCAAACAUCGGAAGUAACAACUCAAUGAGAGGAACAAAAAAUAAUAAUAAUCCAAGUAAUGCAAAGCAGAAAAUCUACGAAAAGCUAUUGAACUAUAGAGUAUAUAUAUAUUUUCGGGAGAAUGCAUUGUACUGUACAUCUACAACAAAAUAAGACAAGUAGACGAGAAAAAAAAUAGUUCAUCAACAUCUAAGACAAACACAAUAUAGAAGAUGAAAAUUUAUGCAAAUGCUGGAAACGAGUAUACAGAAAUUAUAUACACUUAACACACACAAACACACACACACACACACACACAUACAAAACUAAAUGAUAUAGAAAUAAAGAGUAUAUUUAUUACUCUAUUUAUUACGGAAUGGAAAAUGCAUCCAUAUUCUCACACGUCUUGCGAAUAGCUGAUAUAUUUUCCGCUGGAGCGAAAGGGGAAAAAAUAACAAGUAAACGACGAAUGAAUGAAAAAAAAUGAUGAAAGAAAAAAAAAAUUCAAAUGAAGCGAAACAAGUUUAAAUUUAAAGAAAAAAAAAUCAACAAAAAAUAUUAUAUACACUAUCUGUGAUUAAUAAUCCAAAAUUUUGAUGUAUAUUUUCUCAGCAAGUAUCAUAGCAAACAGAAAAUUUAAUGCGUUUAAAACAAAACGGGAAGAGAAAAUAGAUAAUUUACAUGAGCAAAACAAAAAGUGAAGAAAAUAAUAGGAGAAAUGCAGAGAGCGAAAAAUGAAAAACAAAAAAAAAAAAAUAUAUGAAAAACAGGCGUCUGCACGAGAUUUGGUAGAAGUUUUUUUUAUUUAUCCUUUUUGCCAUUUAUAUUUGAAGUAUAACGUUUAAACAAAACAAAAGAGAAAGAAAUGAGAAAGAGAUAAUCACACACAUAUACACACAACAAGUAAACCAUGUGAAUGAGUUUGAAACAAAAGCUGGGAAUAAAAUCACGUGGAAAGGUUUAGUAAAUGUGAAUAAAAAAAAUACAAGUUAAAUUAAGAUCGCACAUUUUGCCAUUUAGGAUAAAUGAAACGGGGAAAAUCAUGGACAUGUGGAACGCUAAAUGAUAUGAAAAUAUUGUAUUUUUUCAAUUUUCGAAUGAAAGAACAAAAAGAAAUGAAAACAAACUACAAAAAAAUGCCGCCGACACCGCCACCGCUGAAUGAACUAACAAAAAUAAUUAAAAAAACAAACAAACAAAUAAUUCUUUGGUAAUUUUUCUGCAGACGUAUAUUUUCUACUUUUUAAAUUUAGUGAAACAACCGGUACAUUGAAUGGACUUAGAGAUUAAAAAAAAAAA